AUGUCCGAGUCCCGUCCCUCGUCCCCCCACGACAGUUGGUCCUCCAUCUCCGACACCGUCUCUGACAGGAAGAAAGUCACCUUUGAGGAGGGAGAGCUUGGGGGUCUCGAUGGAGACGAGAGGACAUCGUCUCAAGCUGGAGAGGAGGAGGAGGAGGAGGCCAUCAGUCGCUGCCAUAUCUUUAUUGAGAACCCGGGGGAAUGCGUGGAGAUGAUGGAUGAUGACGGAGUUGUCGGCAACGAAUACUUCAUCCGUGUGAUGCUAUUCGAUAGCGCUAAUGCUGAUCAGCCUCGAAGUGUGGUCAUAAGGAACGAUGAAGUCGAUGGUCAACGACAGACUCCGUCCACUGGGUGCCUCGACUUCUCAGAGAGCGCAGCGAUUGAGCUCGUUAAGGGCCACGACUCGAAAGAAUCGUCAGAGAGAAUCAUUGGCCGCACUAUGAUUGGAAUCGAGGACUUAUCGGAGAUACAACUUUGCAGCUCCACAAACCUCCUCGUACGGGAGUUGUACGAUCCCACUUCUCUACGCAAGGUCGGCACCAUUGAUCUUCACUUCGUCAUCGUCACACAAAUGUCUGAAUACUAUCGAGACUCCCUCAGUGGACCAUUAAAGAGUGACCGCACUGGUUGUGAUGUGACGAUCAUUGGUCAUCGCGGCAUCGGCAGUGAUGAGCAGGGAUCCAGGAUUAGAGAGAACACACUACUCGCAUUCAAUCAGGCGGCCAAAUAUGGUGCCAACGCUGUUGAGUUCGACGUAUUCCUGACGUCGGACAAGCAACCCAUGGUUUAUCACGAUCUCCAAAUCACGGCUACCUACGGCCAGUCAGUGACACUGCCUAUCACAGCUCUGUCGAGGGAAGGCCUAACUACGAUGGACGAGAGCUCGAGAAGCCGAAAGGAGCGCCGCCAACAGCAGCACUCUCGGGCAGCACGAGGGAGCCUCGGAUCUGAGAAUCAUCCGAAGACCAGCCGCCGAGCGACAGCCUUCGUUACUUAUAACCGUUGCGAGAGUUCUCUCGGGCUGUUACGUGGGGGCUCGUCCAAUGAACUCGAUAAGCGCCCGGGCGUUGCCAACAUGCACGAUGGGUUGCCGACGCUGCGCUGUGUGCUAGAGGGGACACCGUCCACCUUGGGAGCUCUAGUAGAAAUCAAGUUCAUGUUCUCAUCGUUCGACCCCGAGCUCUGUGUGACGCUCAGACAGAAGCAGAGUCGCUUCCCUGUUAUAUUCAACGUUUGGUUUGGGUACGAGAACGAGCAUGAUAAUACUGAGGUUGACUUCACUGAUGUCCGCAAUGUGAACCCUUACGCUGCGAUCGAGUUCUGCGUUGCAACGAGACUGACCGGAAUUUGUGGUGAGGCUAGCUGGAUCAUGAAGAACGAUGAAUGGGCGAGAGAGUGUAAACAGAGAGGUUUGUCGCUGUAUACUUAUGGCGAGGAGAACAGCACAGUCGAAGGCGUUGAUACACAGAUAAGACGCUUAGGAGUUGAUGGCUGCAUUGUUGAUAAUAUUAAUCGCUUCAAAUCGAUCAAGGAUUCGUCAGAGGUCGAGGAAAAGGUUCUGUUAACAUUGGCGAAAGCGAGAAAGAAAUGGGCAGUGACUAAGCGACAAUCCAUGGCGUACUUCCCCGUGAUGCAUGAUGAAAAUUAA
This is a messenger RNA of Perkinsus marinus ATCC 50983, 1647 nucleotides long. RefSeq names its product glycerophosphoryl diester phosphodiesterase, putative. Gene Ontology annotation, biological process: glycerophospholipid catabolic process. The transcript is spliced from 10 exons. Bases 1 to 1647 code for a protein of 548 amino acids. Gene Ontology annotation, molecular function: phosphoric diester hydrolase activity. The record is from RefSeq and is a predicted model, not a curated record. Lineage: Eukaryota; Perkinsozoa; Perkinsida; Perkinsidae.